This is a messenger RNA of Moneuplotes crassus, 622 nucleotides long. The record is from the annotation of a GenBank genome assembly. NCBI's taxonomy places the organism in Eukaryota, Ciliophora, Spirotrichea, Euplotida, Euplotidae.
AUGGUUGGUUCAAUAUCUGAAGAAAUCCUUCAUUUUCCCUUAAAAAAUCUUGAAGAUUUCGGACAAAAAUGAAGAAAUAGCACAGAAUUGAUACAUACUUCGCUCAGGAAUCAACAAGAAUCGAACAUACUUCAAAGACUCAAACACAAAGUCAAACACAAAAUGCCAGGAAAAGGAAAAGGAGGAAGAGGUAAAACAGCCAGUGCUAGAAAACCAGUCAGCAGAUCUACAAAGGCAGGACUUCAAUUCCCAGUCGGAAGAAUAGCAAGGUUCUUGAAAGAAGGAAGAUUCGCUGAAAGAGUCGGAUCAGGAGCUCCAGUAUACCUUGCAGCUGCUCUUGAGUAUCUAGCAGCAGAAGUCCUAGAGUUAGCUGGAAAUGCAGCAAGAGAUAACAAGAAGACCAGGAUUGUUCCAAGGCACAUUCAACUUGCUAUCAGAAAUGAUGAGGAGUUAAAUAAGCUUCUUAACAAUACCACCAUUGCUUCAGGAGGAGUUCUUCCUAACAUCCAUGUGUUCUUGCUUCCAACCAAAGGAAAGGGUGAAAAGCUUGAUGCUUCCCAAGGAGAUGACUAAUUCUGUUGCUUUAUGGCAGAACCAUACUCUAAUUCUUGUAUAAAUCAUA